CAAAUCCAGUAUGGUGUCAAGAAUGUGGAAUUACAUAUUUUAAGAAUGAUUUUGUUAAUUGGACUAGUGGAAAUCCGAAAAUUGAUGAGAUUAUAAAAGAAACACAAAUGAAUUCGAAAGAUUCAAUUAAUUCUGUUGAGUGGAUUCCAUAUGAACAAUUAGAGCAAAUAAACCAAAUUGAUCAAGGUGGAUUUGGAACGAUUUAUAGUGCAUUCUGGAAGCAAGGCCCACUUCCUAUGAUUGGAAAUGAAUUUAAACGAACUAAAGGAAUUCAAGUUGCCUUAAAAAGUGGAAUUUCUUUAGAAAAUUUAGAAGAG
This is a messenger RNA of Racocetra persica, 317 nucleotides long. Lineage: Eukaryota; Fungi; Glomeromycota; Glomeromycetes; Diversisporales; Gigasporaceae. The record is from the annotation of a GenBank genome assembly.